Telopea speciosissima is the source of this 2928-nucleotide messenger RNA. Its product is annotated as disease resistance protein RUN1-like. The transcript is spliced from 5 exons. Gene Ontology annotation, molecular function: protein binding; ADP binding. Gene Ontology annotation, biological process: defense response. The record is from RefSeq and is a predicted model, not a curated record. The coding region runs from base 1 to 2928 and encodes 975 amino acids. Lineage: Eukaryota; Viridiplantae; Streptophyta; Magnoliopsida; Proteales; Proteaceae.
AUGGACGUUUCGAUUGCUCCCAUCUCAUUGCUACCAGCACCUGCUGAAGAUAGAGGAAGUUGCAGUAGAAGAUGCUCUAGAUCAACCACAUCUUCCUUCCCCAAAUUGAUUGAGAUUUCGUUCCCAUAUUGCAGAUGGUCCUUGAAACUUUACAAGCAACUUCCGUAUGAGGCGGAGCUUACAAAGAAAAUUGUUAAAGAAGUGUUGACAAUAGUAAACAUGACACACUUAGAUGUUGCAACAUAUCCAAAAAUUGGGUUAGAUUCCCACAUUGAGCGCAUAAGUUGUUUGCUAAAUGGUGGUGGAUUGGAUGUUGUUCGCAUCAUAGGGAUAUAUGGCUCUGGUGGAAUAGGUAAGACAACUAUAGCGAAGGCCGUUUUUAAUGUCAUGUUUAAGAAAUUUGAAGGUAGUAGCUUUCUUGCUAAUGUUAGAGAAAACCUAAGAAAGGGUUUAGCUCCGAUACAAAACCAGCUUAUCUCUGACAUCUUGAAGAGAAAUUACAUAGAUAUGUACUGCGAGGAAGGUGGAAUUACUGUUAUCAAAAAGUUUUUAUGUUCUACUAGAGUUCUUAUUGUUCUUGAUGACGUGGAAAAAAUGGAAGAAUUUUGUAAAUUGGUUAGAGGACAUGAUUUGUUUGGUCCUGGAAGUCGAAUCAUCCUAACUACUAGAGAUGAAGAAUUGCUAAAUAGGCUAGCAGUGGAUGAGAAAUAUAGAAUCGGACCAAUGAAUAAAAAAGAAUCACUUCAGCUUUUCAGUUGGCUCGCCUUUCAACAAAAGCAUCCAUUAGAAGGCUAUGUGCAGCUCUCCAAUGAUGUAAUAGAUUAUGCAUGGGGCCUUCCAUUGGCUCUAGUGAUUUUGGGUUCUCUUUUAUACAAAAGAAGUCCAGUUGAGUGGGAAAGUGAAUUGAAGAAACUAAGAAAGAUACCCAAUGGUCAGAUUUUAGAAAUACUUAGAAUAAGUUAUGAAGUAUUAAAUGUUUCUACUCGCACCAUAUUCCUUGAUGUAUCAUGUUUUUUUAUUGGAAAACAUAGAGAUUUUGUAAUUACAAUUUUAGAUGCUUGUGAUUUGGACGGAGAAGCUGGAAUUAGACUUCUCACAGAGAGGUCUCUGAUAACAAUUGAUGAAGAAAACAAGCUAAGUAUGCAUGAUCUGAUUCAAGACAUGGGAAAGGAAAUUGUUCGCAAACAGUCACCUCGGAAGCCUGGAAAACGUAGUAGAUUAUGGGACCUUGACGAUGCUGCACAUGUAUUGAUAAACCUCACUGGAACUAAUGUAGUUGAAGGCCUUAAGUUAGGCAUGUUUGAUGACACACUGGAAGAGAGCCUGUUGACCACUACAGGAUUUUCUAAAAUGCCUAAUUUAAGAUUACUCGAAGUUAAUGGUUUUUUCAACAACAUUAGUUUUGAUGGGUCACAUUCUCUUUGGAAACGGGAUUUUUGUUUCAGAAACUUAGCUUGGUUUAGUUGGAAAGGAUUCCCCUUCCAAUAUAUACCAAAUAAUUUUCAUCUAGAGAACCUUGUUAUUCUUGACAUGCAAGGCAGCGAACUCAAAGAAGUUUGGAAGGGAACCAAGAAUCUCUCAAAGUUGAAGGACCUCAAUCUUAGUCAGUCUUCCUACCUAACCCAUACGCCGGACUUCUCAGGGCUCCCAAAUCUUGAGAAAUUGAUUCUCAAUGAUUGUAGAAGAUUGGUUGAAGUUGAUGAAAGUAUUGGUCAUCUUAAGAAACUUGUAAACUUGGAUCUACAGAAAUGCAAAAGACUCAGGAAUCUUCCAAGCAGUGUAAGUAAAUUGGCAUCACUUGAAACACUUGAUAUUUCUUAUUGCUCAAAAAUUGAAAAACUGCCAGAAGGAAUCGGGAACUUGAAACGUUUAACAGUGCUUGAUGCAAGACAAACGGCCAUAGUUGAACUACCUUAUUCUUUUGGACUUUUAAAGAACCUUACCACUUACAGUCAUGUUUGGAAAUAUGGAUUACAAUACUCAGAUGCUCCAGUUUCAGUUUCAUUUUAUGGUUGCUGCUCCUUAAAACACUUAACUCUGGUACAUUGCAAGCUAAGAAAUGAUGAUAUACCUGAUGAUUUUUGGAUGUUAAAUUCUUUGGAGUCAUUGGAUCUAUCUGUGAACUACUUUGAGAGACUUCCAUCUAGCAUUGGCCAUCUUUCAAAACUUGAAACUCUGAAGGUGAGCAAUUGCAUGAAACUGGAAACACUUCCAAUGCUUCCAUCAAGUUUGCAUUCUCUUAAUGCAUCAGGUUGCAGAAAGUUGAAAAGAUUACCAAAUCUCUCAAACUUGAAGCACCUAACGAUGCUACUUCUUUCAUGUUGUGAGAAGCUGACUCAAAUUGAAGGCUUAGAGUUCUUGAAGUCUGCAACAACUAUACAAUUAAGUAAUUGCUGCAAUUUGAAAAGUUUUGUGAAUAAGAGAAUCUUUCAGGACAUAUCUAAAGACCUUGGAAAUCGUAAGAUCUGUGACAUCUGUUUUGGUUGCAAUGAGAUUCCGAAGUGGUUUGAGUUUCAAAGUGAGACAAAUUCAUGGAUAAAGCCAGAUUCAUUAUCUUGUAAGGUUACUCAACUUCAUAACAAUGAGGAGAUUCAAGGGUUGGUUAUAUGCUUUAUUUUUACGCGAUCCACAACACAAUGGGGACCAUGCUCUACUAAUGAAGCAGUUACAAUUGUUAAUGAAUCAAAGAAUUUUAGAUGGAGGCACGAAAAUGAAAUUCCAAUUGAUCAUGUUGAAAGGACUACUUGGGUGAUUAUGAUACCAAAUUAUGUUUGGAAAUCAAUUGCUGGGUAUGGAGAUACUAUCAAUAUUUCACUCGACAGAAAUUUAACUUUCAGCGGAAUUCGGGUGAAGAAAAUUGGGGUACAGUUCUUCUAUGCUUCACAACCUGAGAAUGUUUUCGAGGAAAAUUCCGAAGAAUCCCUCUAA